Molecule: messenger RNA, 5538 nt
Organism: Mugil cephalus (flathead mullet)
Lineage: Eukaryota; Metazoa; Chordata; Actinopteri; Mugiliformes; Mugilidae
Product: seizure 6-like protein
Exons: 17
Coding region: 230-2857 (875 amino acids)
Biological process (GO): synapse maturation
Cellular component (GO): neuronal cell body; endoplasmic reticulum
Source: RefSeq, a predicted model, not a curated record
GAGGAGGAGGACAGAUCGGAGGCAGUUGAGAGGAUGCUGCGCUGACAUGCGGACCAUCCCCGCAUCCUGACCGCGACGGUUUUCAUUUCGUCCUCCUUCCCACCGACUUGACCGCACAUCCAGGAGCUUCCCCGUUCCUCCCUCACCUCCUCCGGUCUCCUCCUCUGAUCUCCUCCUCCGCUCCUCCUCUGCUCCGGACCGGACCGGACCUUCCGGAGCUUCCGUCGCCAUGCCACCGGCCGCCCGCUCCGUCGGGUACCGACUCCGCAACACCUUGCCCGCCGCGGUGCUGUGGCUCGGGCUGCUGUGGAGCAGCGUCUCCGCAGAAGAUAAGGACGCCCCCCCCACGGGCCUCCCCUCCAGCCCGUCUGCAGAGGUGGCAGCAGGAAGCCCCACGCCUGCUCUCAGCCUCCGUCCUUCCCCGGGGAGUCACAGCGGAGCAUCAGCUGCAGCGUCAGGUCCGUCAGGCGUCCGUCCAACUCGUCCUCCCACGGACCCACAGACACACAACCCCCCAGAGCAGGAGGCUGAGGACGCCACGGGGGACACCACGGUGGACACCACCCUGGACCUGGACUCAGAGACACCUACACCAGCUGUGUCCGGCUGCAUGGUGAAUUUCUCGGACCCGGAGGGAUACAUCGACUCCUCGGACGACCCCCCUCUGCCCGACGGCGCCCUCCUGCACUGCACCUACACCGUCACCGUGUACACCGGCUACGGAGUAGAGCUCCAGGUGAAGAGCGUGAACCUGUCCGAGGGCGAGCAGCUUUCUAUCAGGGGAGUGGAUGAACGAGGAGCUCUGCUGGUUCUGGCCAAUCACACGCUGCUGGUGGAGGGUCAGGUGAUCCGUAGUCCCACCAACACGCUGUCCGUCUACUACCGCUCCGCCCCCGAGGGAUCCAUGGGCAUCUUCCAGCUGCACUACCAGAUCUUCAGGCUGAGCUGCUCGCUGCCUAAGAGGCCUCACUUCGGGGAGGUGUCGGUGCUGGACCUGCUCCCUGGGGGCACCGCCCGCUUCCACUGCCACAUGGGUUACCACCUGCAGGGGGAGCCACUGCUCACCUGCAUCAACGCCUCCCUGCCGGUGUGGAACGGCAAAGAGCCCAGCUGCAGGGCUCUCUGUGGGGGGACGGUGAAGAACGCUACAGUCGGGCGGGUGCUGUCUCCUUCCCCCCAUCACGGCCCCAACGCCACCCUGGACCGAUCCUGCUCCUGGUCCCUGGAGGCGCCCAAGGACCAGAGGCUGCACCUCCACCUGGAGAGACUGUCCCUGGGGCCGACGGACAGGCUGGUGCUGUGGAGCGGCCUGGACGCCGGCUCCGUGGUGCUGUUCGACUCGGGCCGGGGGGGUCAGAUCCCCUUCGAGGGGGUGAUCAGCGAGGGCCCGGCCGUGAGGAUCCAGUUCAUCACCGACCAGCCCAACCACAACACGGGAUUCAACAUCCGCUACGAAGCGUUUGAGCGAGGCCACUGCUACGAGCCGUACCUCCAGAACGGGAACUUCACGUCCUCAGACCCUCUGUACGGAGUCGGGGCCGUGGUCCAGUUCUCCUGUGACCCGGGACACUCUCUGGAGCAAGGCCCCCCCGUCAUCGAGUGCAUCAGCGCCAGGGACCCGUACUGGAACGACACCGAGCCGCUCUGCAAAGCCCAGUGUGGGGGGGACCUGUCUGGACCUGGGGGGGUGAUCCUGUCUCCGAACUGGCCCGAGUGGUACGGAGAGGGGGAGGACUGCAGCUGGAGGAUUCACGUCGGAGAAGACAAACGAGUUCUACUCGAUGUUCAACUACUGAACAUCAGCGACAGCGACAUGUUGUCCAUCAUCGACGGCGACGAGGUCACGACCAGGAUCCUGGGGCGCUACGCUGGGGGCAGCAGCCCCUUCAAGCUCUCCUCCACCACCCCCGACCUGACCGUCACCUUCCACUCCGACCCGGCGGGACUCGUCUUCGGCAAAGGAGAAGGUUUCAUCAUCAACUACAUGGAGGUGUCCCGUAAUGACUCCUGUCCGGACCUCCCUGAGAUCCAGAACGGCUGGAAGACCACGUCCCACGUGGCCCUGGUCCGAGGGGCCAGGAUCACCUACCAGUGUGACCCCGGCUACGACCUGGUGGGACGGGAGACGCUCACCUGUCAGCUGGACCUGUCCUGGAGCUCCCAGCCGCCCUUCUGCGAAAAGAUCAUGUACUGCUCAGACCCGGGCCACGUGGACCACUCCACCCGGUCCCUGUCCGACCCCAAGCUCCUGGUGGGGACGACCAUCCAGUACAGCUGCAACCCCGGCUUCAUCCUGCAGGGCGGCGCCACCAUCACCUGCUACGGCCGCGAGCCGGGGACGCCUGUGUGGACGUCACGGCUGCCUCACUGCGUCACCGAGGAGUCGGUUUCCUGUGAGAACCCCGGUCUCCCUGACAACGGCUACCAGAUCCUGUCCAAGAGGCUGUACCUGCCCGGCGAGUCGCUCACCUUCGUCUGUUACCAAGGUUACGAGCUCAUAGGAGAAGUUGCCAUUAAGUGCAUCCUCGGAAACCCGUCGUUUUGGAGCGGCCCCCUUCCUCUGUGCAGGGCCAACCAUGACUGCUUUGGCAACCAUGCUUUGGAAGUUGCGGAGGCGACCGCUGGUUCUCCUCUGGAUGGAGGCAACAUCGCUCUGGCCGUCUUCAUCCUGGUGCUGCUGCUGUCUGUGCUGCUGGGCGGAGCCUACGUCUACGUCACACGCUGCAGGUAUCACUCCAACCUGAGGCUUCCUCUCAUCUACCCCCACCCCUACCGACAGAUCACCGUGGAGACGGAGUUUGACAACCCUCUCUACGAGACAGGAGGAGACACUCGUGAAUACGAAGUAUCGAUAUGAGAAGAAACUCAAAGAGACAUUUCUGAACCUGUCCCAGCUCUUCAUCCUCCCCCAUCCUCCCCCCCUCCCUCCCUCCCUCCCUCCCUCCUCCACCCUGCAGGAGGAGGAGGAGGAGGAGGAGGAGGAGGAGGAGGAGGCGAUGUAAAUACAGAUAAUGAUGUCCGAGCCCCUUCUGCAGCGAGACGCAGAGAUCGAUCCUGUUCUCUCCUCCUUUCUAUUUAUUUAUUUUUUAUUUUAGACCUGACGGGAAACAGGAGACAACAAAGAGAGGAGGACGACAGGAGACGGAGGGUGAGAAGGGAGGAGACGCGAGUGGACGGAGAUGAGGAGGAGUCGGGACAGGAGUCAGUGUGAGGACUGAUGUGGAGGAGGAGGAGGAGGAGGUCGACACACUUUAGAGGAAUCAUGACAUGGGAACCACAAUAUUUAAAGUCUGUCACCACGUCUCUGUGUGAACUGGUCCAUCAUCGCUUCACUGGAAUCACAGUAUGAAAAUAUGAUGCGUUUCUGUCCAAAACUAAGAGCAACUUUGACCAAACUUAAUGAAAAACUGCAAAAGGUCUAAUGUGAAAUGAUUCUCAUCAGAACGUGAGUCUGAACCCUGUGGAUUUCAUGAUGAGGCGUAAAUGCAUCUGUAUUAACCUCUGUAUGCGACAUGCUAACUCCGUAACUACGUUUCCACUCCACGGCCCUCAGACGUGUUUCAUCACGUCACUGUUCCUCUAAAUUUCGCCUCAGAUGAUUUGAUAAUAGAGCAGGUUUUAAUUCACUGAGUUAGAAACUAGAGCGACUUUUAAUCCUAUUCCAUCAGUUUGAUUGGAGUCUAUCGAAGCUAGCAACGCUAAUCACUCACAGUCUGCCUACGAUCCCUUAAGCUGAAACAUAGACUGUAUAUAAAUAUGGAACAACUCCUCUAAAGUGAAGCCUGGUGUCUGGUUGCAGUAUGGGUCAUAAGCUCCGCCCCCUCCAUGUUAGUGGGCGGGGCUAAAACACUAAAAUUCACAUCAAAUAAUAUUUUUUCAAGGAUGGUUUCUGUCAUUUUUUUAGAUAAUUAAUAUUAUGUUGAUGGAAGUGUCAAUUUUUUUUGGAUAAGUUUCAUUUGAGCUAUUUGAUGCUAUAGAAACAGGAUGUGACAUAAUGGCGACUACCAGUUGCUACGCCAACCGCUCCAUAAAGAGGUCCCAUUGGACCAAAACUGUUUUUAAAAAUAAGUUCAGUGAAUGAUUCAAUAUUUCCUUGUGGCUGGUGAGGCUUGUCAGGUUGAGCAAACAAAAACAAGAGUGAGUCUGGAGGGAGCUCCGCCCUCAUCGUAGCUCCGCCCUCAGACCGUAUGGACCAGUCUAUGAACAACUGGAUUUCCAUUUAAUAAAUCUACUAAAAAGAAGAAAAAAUCACAGUAGCUUUCAAAUACACGUGCCAAUGGCAACUGUCAAUCAUCAUGAUGUCACAUCCUGUUUCUAUAUCAUCACAUAUUUAAAUAAAAUUUAACUUCCCAGAAAAACAAACAUGAGCAUUAUAUUAACUACCUAAAAAGAUUAAAAGAUAGAAAAAAUAAAUGUUUCCUCCUUCAGAGUAUUCCAUCCACUAAUAUGGAUAAUAUGGAGUGGGCGGGCUUAUUAUAUGACCUAUCCUGCAGCCAGCCACCAGGGGGAGCUCCACAUGCUCAAGGCUUCUCUUUAAGAGGAGCCGUCAUGAUCUUUUCUCAUGCAGGUCUGUGCAUUAGCCUAAAUAUCUCAAUAAAAACUGGUGAUGGAAACGCCCACAUUUCUAAAAACCUCUCAGAUAUUUAAGCUAAAACACUUUCACGCUCUCAUGAGGUGGUUUUUACAGACGUAUCCAUAUAAAAGUUUGUCUCAAAAGUGCAAUGGAAACACUUUUUUGUCCAUCUUCCUCAAAGCGAAGUCUCUCUGGCGUGAUGAGAAUUUAAGAGAAUUAUGGGAUAUCAAGCAAAGACGAGACUUUACUUUAUAGACAUUUCGGAAAUAUCGCUUUUAUUUUGCAGCUGCAGGAGAUUUCUUUCAUUUUCUUUUUCUUUUUUUUUCAUUGCAGCAUCGCCUGUGGCUGCACUUGCUGUUGCCAUGGCGACCACAGGUGUUGCUAACUCUGGAUGGUUGGUAGAUUCUUUUUUUUUUUUUUGUAAAGGUUUCCAUCCUCUUCCAUCGUGAGUCACCCCCCCACCCCCCCACCCCCACUCCACUGAUUUAAACAGGAAAGGAAAAUGACGACUUCUUGACUUCCCCCCUCGCCGGACAUCGUCUCCGAGCCCCCGACCCUCUUCACCUGCAGUCGCCUUCCAGCCUCUUUCCUCCAGCCGGUCCACCCCUGGCUGUAGCUGUAGUCGUACUUAAACCCGUGACCCCGGGGCCGGUGCAGUGCUGUUGUCUUAUUCCUCACGUAGUUAGAUUGAUGGACUGUCGUAGGCCGGCCCCGGGGCCCCCAGGUCUGGACCCGGGUCCAGGAUUAAAGAGGAAGGCGUGGGUCGUAGCUGUGGUCGAUCUCCUGAGUGCAAGCUCAGUCAACCCACCAGAUGAUGUAUUUAUUUUGACGUACUUGUACAUGUGACGUUUUAUGCAGAUUGAUAAAUAAAUGUACAUUUUCAUUAUGAGAAAGACAAAUGUUAACAGUUUCCCUAAAUAAACGGUAAAACUCCAAUAAAAAGUACAAAAGAUUCUUUCUAAACA